This is a messenger RNA of Adineta ricciae, 648 nucleotides long. The record is from the annotation of a GenBank genome assembly. NCBI's taxonomy places the organism in Eukaryota, Metazoa, Rotifera, Eurotatoria, Adinetida, Adinetidae.
AUGGCUGAAAAACCGAUGAAAUCCGAACCUAUGGAAAUCGAAAGUCGUCCUGCCGCUAUUGGUACACCUACGACAUCAAUUCCGCGUUCAAAUUCAAUAAAAAGAUCCCGAAAAUCGGCGCAUCCAUCCAAAACAAUACAAACACCAAGUGAACAUUUGUUUAUCAAUUGUUCAACAAAUACUUCAUGUUUAAAUCAAAUUGAUGAAUCAAUCACGAAUACUAUCGAUGACGAAACAUCCAAUAUACCCACUGCGAACACUCCGGAUGAAGAAGAUGUCAUUACUAGUGGUGAUGAAGAAAGUACGGUAGCGUAUCGCAAUGUGACAUCAAAACGUCCACGGUUAACGUACGAUAAACGUUUAGAAGCCAAUGCACGUGAACGUGAACGUGUACAUAAUUUAACAGCUGCAUUUGAAGCCUUACGACAAGUAAUUCCCAUGUAUGGUGAUCAGCCUAAACUAAGUCGUCUUUCAAUUCUUCGUAUCGCUUGUUCUUAUGUUCUUGUUCUUGGCGCAUUGAAUGAAAUUGAUUUUAGUGAAGGACAGAAUGCUUAUACGUUUAACGAAUGUUUUCAUAUGCUUUCAAGUACGAUACUAAAUGAACUUAGACGAAAGAAAUCAAAUAAUCAAUUGAAUAGAAAUGACUGA